UUCUCCAGAAAUGCAAUACCGUAAAUUGUGAUGGAACACCUCCGAUUUGUAUGUCAACUCAUCAAAGGACCAACUCUUUUUGAUUAAACAAGUAUUAUUGUGUGCUAUAUGUGGAUCGAGUUAGGUUGAGCCAAUGGAAUCCACCAACUUACUAUUGUAGUCUUCGUUGAAGACUCGAAGUCACCUCUCUGAGACUCCGUUCUGGCCACUGACAAACAAAAUAAUGGAGGUUUCUCUCAACGCUAUCGUCACCAUCUUGUUAUUCAUUCUCAUUACGUCUUCAGUUCAAUCAUCAACUGAGAUUAUCACUAGGUUCCAACAAUACCUACAAAUCAACACAGCUCAUCCAAAUCCCAAAUACUACGGAGCUGCAGAUUUCAUAAUUUCUCAAGCUAAAUCACUGAAUCUAGGAUUUGAAACCUUGGAAUUUGUCAAGGGAAAGCCUGUGGUUCUUCUUAAGUGGACUGGCAAGAACCAAAAUCUCCCUUCAAUCCUUUUGAAUUCACAUACAGAUGUUGUCCCAGCAGAACAUUCUAAGUGGAUUUAUCCGCCUUUCGAUGCAAAUGUUGAUGAAUUUGGUGAUAUCUAUGCGAGAGGUUCACAGGAUAUGAAAUGUGUUGGGUUGCAGUAUCUUGAAGCUAUUCGGAGAUUGAAAACUUCUGGUUUUCAACCAAUUCGAACUGUUUAUUUGUCUUUUGUCCCCGAUGAAGAGAUUGGUGGUCGUACUGGUGCCAAGAAACUCGCGGAGUCUGAAAUCUUUAGCAAAAUGAAUGUUGGAAUUGUCCUUGAUGAGGGUUUGGCUUCGCCAAAUGAAACUUACAGGAUUUUUUACGCGGAGAGAAGCGCUUGGAGUCUAGUGAUUAAAGCGACUGGAUCCCCAGGCCAUGGUGCAAAGCUUUAUGACAAUAGUGCAAUGGAGAAUCUGUUGAAGAGCAUUGAAAGUGUGAGGAGAUUUAGGGCGUCACAGUUCGACAUGGUGAAAGCAGGGUUAAAGGCCGAGGGUGAAGUUAUUUCGGUUAAUAUGGCCUUCUUGCAAGCUGGGACACCAUCUCCAACAGGGUUCAUCAUGAAUCUGCAACCAUCUGAAGCCGAGGCAGGUUUUGAUAUUCGACUCCCACCAUUUGCUGAUCCAGCUUCACUGGAGAAAAGAAUUUCUGAAGAAUGGGCACCUUCUACCCGCAAUAUGACAUUUAAGCUUGGGCAGUAUAAGCCGAAAACUCAGAUAGAUGACAAGUCUGGAAAGGCUCAUAUCUCUCCUACUGAUAGUUCAUACGCAUGGUGGAAAUUGUUAGAGGAUGCUGUAAAGAAAGCAAAUGGAAAACUUGGUAUGCCUGAGGUUUUCCCAGCCUCCACUGAUGCUAAAUAUUUCCGCGACCAAGGAGUACCAGCAAUUGGAUUCUCUCCAAUGGCUAAUACACCAAUUCUGCUUCAUGACCAUAACGAGUUCCUCAACCAGGCGGAGUACUUGAAAGGAAUUCAGAUGUAUGAGUCGAUCAUAAAAGAAUUCACCUCUUAUGCUGGGUCAGAGAGCGAUGAAGCUUCCAGAGAAGACUUGUAAGACUGGUAUCUAAUAGAUGCAUUAGCCUCAUGUAAUAUAAUGAAUUGCAGCAGAUAUUUGUCCUAAAAUUCAUCUGGAGAACAACUGACAGAAUCGUUCAGGUAUCUCGGUGUUUUGUUGA
Papaver somniferum (opium poppy) is the source of this 1679-nucleotide messenger RNA. Its product is annotated as aminoacylase-1-like. Gene Ontology annotation, biological process: amino acid metabolic process. The record is from RefSeq and is a predicted model, not a curated record. The coding region runs from base 224 to 1558 and encodes 444 amino acids. The transcript has 5 exons. Gene Ontology annotation, molecular function: aminoacylase activity. Gene Ontology annotation, cellular component: cytoplasm. Lineage: Eukaryota; Viridiplantae; Streptophyta; Magnoliopsida; Ranunculales; Papaveraceae.